This is a messenger RNA of Saccostrea echinata, 3750 nucleotides long. RefSeq lists its product as uncharacterized. Gene Ontology annotation, molecular function: protein binding. NCBI's taxonomy places the organism in Eukaryota, Metazoa, Mollusca, Bivalvia, Ostreida, Ostreidae. The record is from RefSeq and is a predicted model, not a curated record. The transcript is spliced from 2 exons. Bases 1 to 3516 code for a protein of 1171 amino acids.
AUGUCUGCGAGUUCCCCUUACUCAUCCACAUAUGAGACAACAAACGCUAACAGAGCCUGUCGACUUCUUCUGGGUCCCUGCACGGACGAACUCCGAGAUGUGUUGCGUCAUCAUGUCCCACCGCCAUCAUUGACGCAAAUCCUGAAGAUGAAUAAACAAAGUCUGCCUCGUCUGACAGCAGCUCAGAAAGGUCUGAAUUCACAUGGACAUGGAAAUUAUACUGGGAAUUACAAUGAUAUGGAUAUCACCCAAUUGUACACUUUGUUAAGAAACAUUUGUAAUAUACCACCACACUCCAAUGGCUGGGGAAAUGAUCCAGAUCCGAAUGACAGAUCUCUCUCUGCAAAUAUUGACCGAAUUCGAUCGGCCCGGAAUCAGUGUGUUCACUCUUCCAGCCCUUCCUUGUCCAAUGCUGACUUCACUUCUAUCUGGUCCACCAUCAGAUCAGCAGUUGUGGAUAUGGACACCUUCCUCAAUAAUGGUAAAAAGUACGAGAAAGAAGUGGAUUUUCUCCGACAUGAAACAAUGGAUCCAGCAGGUGAAAAAUAUUACAGAGAACAACUGAGGAAACAAGUUGAAGAAGAUCACCAAAAGGAGAAGGAAAACAGUAAAAGGAUUGAUGAAUUGAUAAAAAGACCUAAUUCAUUAAGUUUCCUUUCAGAGAAAUAUAAUAUGGAAAUAAAAAAUUGGAAAUGUGCAGACAACCUUUAUCAUGAAACACACAGCUUUCCUUCAAUGAUGGAGAAAGUGAGGAGACAACCAUAUAUUACGUUUGUGGGUAGCCCAGGGUCUGGAAAAUCAGCUACGGCUCGUCACAUCGCCCUCAAACUCCAGGAGGAAGGGUAUGAAGUUUUACCAAUUAAAGACAUCAGUAAAAUAGAGGAGUAUUGUGACUCACGACAUCCUCAAGUCUUUGUCAUUGAUGAUGUAUUGGGUGUCUUUGGUCUUGACGAAAGAAAAUUACCUUUGUUGAGAAAUUAUGAACAAACAAUAACAAAACCUUGCAUGGAUAAAUCUAAAAUUCUUAUGACGUGUAGACAGGCUGUGUACAAUGAAGCGUUACCCUACAAAUCAUAUUUAAUCAAGGAUGAAAGUGUGAUUAAGUUGCACAGCUCUGAAAAUGCAUUAGAUGACAAUGAUAAGAAACUGAUUCUGGAGAUGUAUGGCUUGGAUUCUGAAUCAUUGUCACCUUCAUUGACAUCAGCCUAUCAUAUGUUUCCUCUUCUUUGCAAGCUGUUUUCAAAGGAAGCAAGAUUCCAAAAACUUGGUUCGAGUUUUUUCACGAAACCAGUUGAAUCUAUUAUCAAUGAACUUAAUGAGAUGCAGGCAAAUAACAAACUACAUUAUGCUGCAUUAGUUUUAUGCAUGUUGAAUGAAAAACUGUCUGAAAAUAUUCUCGAACAUCAGAAAACCGAUAUUUUCAAUGAAAUGAAAAACUGUGUGUUAGAAAACCUAAACCUGUUGACUGCCACUGAUACAUUCAAGCUUGUAGAUGCAUUGUCGGCAAUGGAGGGGACAUACACAAAACAGAGUGGCACAGAGUUUACAUUUAUACAUGACUCCAUGUAUGAAAUAUGUGCUUAUCAUUAUGGUAAACAAUUUCCUGACCAGGUGUUGCUAUAUUUGAAAAGUGAUUAUGUUGCCAAUUAUGUGAAACCUCAGAAAUGUGAAAAAGAAAAUGUGAAGAAAAGGGAAGAGAAAGAGAAUAUUUUUCACUCAAAUGAGAACAAUGAGACAAGUGAUGGAAAUAAUGUUGAAUGUAUAAGUGAAUCUUUUGAUCUGUGUAUAAGGUUAAGUGAGGAUCGAUACCGACUGUUAGCUGAGAGGUUGUACAGAGACAUAGAGAAAAUGGAGCUGUAUGAUGUGUUUAUGAAUGAUGCUCUAAAACAUCCCCAGGUCUGUCAGGCUUUUAUUGAUGUGUUGAAGGAAAAGAAAUACGAAGAUUUAAGAUCUUUAUUUCUGCACAGGCAGAAAAAUGUACAUAAUGUAAUGGGAAAAAAUAGAUUUGAUUUGAAAGAAGUUAGUGGAAAAGAUGAGAAGUUCAUGUAUAUAGAGAUAGAUCUGUUCAUACACAAAAUGUUUCUGUAUGAUCUGUUGGCGGAUGAGAGACUUGUGAAUGGUCAUUUAAUAUGCAAUGUGAGAGUGAUUAGCUGGGUGAUUUAUUACGGUCACCAUAAGAUCCUACAAUUCAUUACAGAACAAACUCAGCAACACAGAGAGACACAGUCUAAAGUAUUUCACAACGGCAUAAUGCGAACUAUAAAAUCAUCUUUUCAGCGUGGAUCUUCAUCUCUUUUCAAGCUUUUCAAUGGAGAGGAAAGGUGGAGAGAGGAAGCACGUCUAUUGCUUUUGGGUUGUCAUAGUGGUGAUCUAGAGACUGUGAAAACACUACUUCAGUAUGUCAGUAGAGAAGAAACCAUCACUACGCAACACCCCGAUUUCAUGAAUACGCCACUGACAGCUGCGUGUAAAGCUGGAUGUGCGAGUGUGGUGGAGGAACUCUUGAAUUUCAAGUCUGAUGUAAAUCAACAGGAUCAAGAGAAGAAAACACCACUGAUAGUUGCUUGUGAAGGUGGACACGCAAGUAUUGUGGAGAAGCUUUUGGAGGUAGGAGUUCUUGUCAAUAAACCUUAUGAUACUGAUACUCCACUAAUGGCUGCAUGCAAAGGAGGACAUGCAAGUAUCGUGGAGAAGCUUUUGGAGGCUGGUGCUUCUGUCAAUACAUCUUGUUUUAGUGAUGCGCCACUCUUAGCUGCAUGCAGAGAAGGACAUGUGAGUAUUGUAGAGAAGCUGGUGAAGGUGGGGGCUGAUGUCAAUAUACGUGGUAGUGAAGGUGAUACACCACUAAUAGCUGCGUGUAAAAGGGGAGAUGCGAGUAUUGUGGAGAAGUUAUUGAAAGGGAGAACUAUAAAUUUCAGGAAUAUUCAAUCUAAUUUUUUCCCAGAUUUGAAUAUUUUAUAUUAUUAUGAAGCCCGCUGCACCAAACUAGAUGAUGGUCUUUUAAUAACUUUGUUUGUUGCAUUAAUUCAUAACAAACAUGACGUAGUAAAAUUAUUGAUUCGGAAAGAAAAUAGCAGAAGUGAAAAUAAAGGCAAUCUUUAUCUCUUUUAUAUUUUGCUUAUGCUAAGGCAUGCUGAUGUUAGAAUGGAUUUACGCGAUGAUGUAGUAAUUGGAGAGGGACGAGUGUGGACUCUGAAUGAGCUUGGAUACUUGUGGGAAAUUAUAUAUAAAGGAGACUGUGAUGUACUGAGCCACCUAUUACGUAUUGGGAUGCAGGUCAACCAUUUACUGCUAGUAAAUGGAGUCUGGACCUCUGGCGUCAGAUCUCUGCUAUGUUUAUUAAUUAAUAAAGGAUUUGUCUUGAACAGAGAAGAAAAGAUACAGAUCUUACUAGAAGCGGGGGCGGACGUCAAUGUCUCUAUGUUGGAAGAGGUUCAAAAACCUAGAUAUAUAUUACCUGUAAAUAGGAUGAUGAUAGAUAAGAUAAAGAAACAUAUCAGAAGACAUUCUGUAUAAAACUGGUAGAUGUCUUGAUUGUAAGAGAGUGAUAAAGAAACAUGUCAGAAGACAAUCUGUAUAAAACUGAUAGAUGUCUACAUUGUAAGAGAGUGAUAACGAAACAUGUCAGAAGACAAUCUGUUGUAAGAGAGUGAUAAAGAAAAAUGUCAAACUGAUAGAUUUCAAGAUUGUAAGAGAGUGCCAAGAGGCCCAUGGACCACAUCGCUCACCAGCACACCGUCUAGGAAGAAG